This is a messenger RNA of Parnassius mnemosyne (clouded apollo), 7275 nucleotides long. The record is from the annotation of a GenBank genome assembly. Lineage: Eukaryota; Metazoa; Arthropoda; Insecta; Lepidoptera; Papilionidae.
AUGGGAAUUAUGUACGAAAAACGGCCGUUAAAAAGGCCUCGCUUGGGGCCUCCUGAUGUAUACCCACAAGAACCCAGGCAAAAAGAGGAUGAACUUACAUCCACUAACGUCAAACACGGUUUUUCCACAACACCACAAUCUAGUGAUGAGUUUGGAACAGCCAGAAACUUCAACUAUUCAGCAUCAAAGAUAGGACAGUUUUUCUCUAGUAUACUUUCAAAAAAAGAAGAGCUAAACACGCUGCCUGAUUGUGGACGAAAGAGACAGCAAGUAAAUCCUAAAGAUAAUUUUUGGCCAGCUACUGCUCGCACUAAGCCACAAAUUGAAGCUUGGUUCAAGGAUUUAGCAGGAAGCAAGCCUCUAGCUCAGCUGGCCAAAAAGGCACCAAACUUCAACAAGAAGGAAGAAAUAUUUAUAACUCUCACAGAGUAUCAAGUAGCAAUGCCAAGAGCUGCUUGGUUUAUAAAACUAAGCUCAGCAUAUACAGUUGCUGUUUCAGAGGCAAAGAUUAAAAAAAGGCAAUUACCCGAUCCUACUACAGAAUGGACAACUACACUAAUUAAAUUCUUAAAAGACCAAAUACCUAAAUUAGCAGAACAUUACCAAAGUGCAGUACCAAGCAAUCCAUCUGAAAAAACUCCACCUUCACAAUCAGGUCAGGGAACUCCUAAUCAUAAUUCAUCAAGUAAUCCACCCGGUGGUUCGACUCCUAACAGCACAACUGUGCCUAAUUCAAUGCACUCGCCAGGAAAUUCUUCAACUUUAGGUUCAGGAGAGAGCACAGAUUGGCAGCAGGCUCUAAAAUUGUGGAAUUAUUGCUGUCGUCUUGCCAGAUACAUGCUAGAUGAGGGACUAUUAGAUCGACAUGACUUUCUUACCUGGAUUAUAGAACUGCUUGAUAAAAGGACACCUGAAGACGGCCUUUUGAGGCUGUUUCUACCACUUGCCUUACAACAUAUGAGUGAAUUCGUGUGCUGCGAAAGUCUUUCACGCCGCCUAGCGACUACAUGUGCCAAAAAAGCAGCAGCAAUUUGCUCCGUACUCUCUGACACGACUCUUCGCACACUUAACCAGCCAGUGGUGUUUUCUAAAGAUUCUGACAGAAAUGGUAAAAUAAACGGUACACCAAUGUCGCCAGCAACGGAAAACGCCAACGGCGAUGUAAAACCAAAUGUUUCCCAAAUAAAACGCUCAGCAACCCCUGGUGAUCAGAGUCAAGGCACUCCUAACCCAAAUCACUCUAUCGGGACUCCGAAUCCAAAUCAUUCCAUAGGCACGCCAAUCCCAAUGGGUACCCCCAAUCCGUCACAACCCAUGGAUGUGCAAGUGAAAGAAGAGAGUGGAUCACCUCCUAGAGACACAAAGACGGCAAUAAACAAUGUGAUAACAGCGGCUCUGAAUCCUGUCCAAGCAGGAUUCGGCGAAAUAUUGAACUGUGCCUAUCAUAGAGAUAUUAUAAUACAACUAGCUACAAUAUUGCAGAUAAUAUGCAUUGAGUGUCCCACUGCCAUGGUCUGGUCUGGUUGUGGAUCCUCUAUGCAAGGAUCUCCUCUAGAUUUGCUACCACUACCUCCAUCAGCUUUACCUAUGCCUCACAUGGACUCUGAAAUUACAGAACAUCAUAGAAAACUGGUUUAUGAAGCCGAACAAGAAAUCGCGGCAAGAAGUAAAAAAGCUGAAAGCAAAUGGUGUACUGACAAAUGGCAAACAAGUUCCCAAGCUCGUGUAUUAGCUGUCUUGGAAGCGUUGGACCGCCAUUGUUUUGAUCGCGUAGACCCAAACAACAAUCUCGAUACUCUAUACAAAGAAGUUUUUGCUAAUUGCACGCCUCCGUCGAAAGAUUCGCCUACUGAUGGAAAGGAUCCGGAGUGGGCGUGCUCGUACGCGGUGGUACGCGUGCUGUGCGAGUGGGCGGUGUGCGGCGCGCGCUGGGGCGAGCACCGCGCCAUGGCGGCCGCCGCGCUGCUCGACCGCCGCCAGCAGCUGCUGCACCUGCACCACGACCACCACGCCUCCGGUUCAGAUGAUAAAGAAUCUAUUAGUUCGGGCACGGGUCUCUAUAACGGGCCACCAAUCUUCCAAAAUCUACUGCUACGAUUUUUGGACAACGACGCACCAGUACUAGAUGAGAGCCCAAACGCAUCACCAGGAAACAGACAGCAGUUCGCAAACUUGGUGCACCUCUUUGGCGAACUCAUUCGUAGAGAUGUGUUUUCACACGAUGCUUAUAUGUGCACGCUGAUUUCAAGAGGUGACCUUAUAUCGCCUACGGAACCCACGUCGACAAACGGUAGCGGAAGCCACACAGUGGCGCAACCUGCCAACAGUACCGGCACCAAUCAUAACAUGGACGAUGAUAUAUUUGCCGGCAUUGAUCUUAAACCAAAAAUGGAGGAAAACGUAAGAAUGGACUUGGAUGAUUCUAAAAUCGAUGAUGAUCUCGACAAACUUUUACAACACAUAAAAGAGGACCAACAGAACUCUAUGGAUGCUCCCGACAGCCCUAAAGAUCCUGGUGAACCUUCACACGGCGUAAAUUCGCCAAUGAUGGGACCAAGUGGGAUAAGUAUUGCCAGCAUGCAGAGUAUAGGAAUGGGACCAAUGUCUGUACCAGGCAUCCGCAGCAACAGCGCGUGCGGCGGUGGCGUGGCGGGGGUCGGUGUGGGUGGCGGUGCGGGGGGCGCGCCACUGUCGCGCCACUACCACUACACCAUGCACUUCCCGCUUCCGCCCGCCGAGCCCGACCACACGCCGCACGAUGCCAACCAGCGCCACAUCUUGCUGUAUGGCGUCGGCCGCCAGCGGGACGACGCCAAACACGCCGUUAAGAAAAUGACCAAAGAGAUCUGCAAGUUGUUCUCGAAGAAAUUCUCAAUUGAUGUUGCGGAAGGGGGGAAAAUUAAGAAGCACUCACGAAGUGAAUUUAAUUUUGAAUCAGUGACACAAAAAUUCCAAGCGAUGUCGAUGUACGAGCAGGGCGCGGUGUCGUGGGCGGUGGGCGGCGCGGUGUGCGAGGCGCUGGCGGCGUACGCGGCCGCCGCCACCACCUACCUGCCGCAGCCCGAGCACGUCGCCUUCGCGCUCGACCUCAUGGAGAUCGCGCUCAACGUGCACGGCCUCAUCGAAACUUGCAUACAGAUACUCAAAGAAUUAUCAGAGGUGGAAGGCGCUCUCAUAACACGUGGUGCACCGAGCAGUGGCUUAGCGGCACCCAGAGCAUACACAUCUGCCCUAGCUUUGUACACCGUUGGAGCUUUACGACGUUACCACUCUUGCUUAUUACUGUGCGUGGAGCAGACGUCGGCGGUGUUCGAGCAGCUGUGCCGGCUGGUGAAGUGCGUGGUGAACCCGGGCGACUGCGGCUCGGCCGAGCGCUGCGUGCUGGCGCAGCUGCACGACCUGUACAAGGCGGCCGCGCACCUCUGCCACGCGCCGCACGCCGACACCUUCGCCAACGCCUACCCCAAGAUCAAGCAAGCACUUUAUUCACAGUUACAGCCGACACCAUCCAAUUAUGUAUACAAUCCGCAAUUUUUAAGCGAGUUCUUUACAAAUCCUCGUAAAGGUAAAAUAGAAAUUGCAUGGGCUCGUCAAGUCGCCGAAUCGCCGGCUAACAGAUACAGCUUCGUUUGUUCAGCAAUGUUGGCAGUAUGUCGUGAAGUGGAUAACGAUCGGGUAAACGAGCUGGGCGUGCUGUGCGCGGAGAUGACGGCGUGGUGCAGCGGGCUGGCGGCGGAGUGGCUGGGCGCGCUGGUGGCGCUGUGCGGCGCGCAGCACUACCCCGCCGCGCCGCACGCCGCGCCGCCGCCGCUCUACCCCGACCUGCUGCACCACCGCGACCUGCACGACGCGGCCGCGCACGACGCGCUCGCCGUCUUCACCUGCAUCCUGGUCGCUCGCCACUGCUUCUCACUGGAAGACUUCGUGCGACACGCGGCAUUGCCGUCGCUCGUGAAGGCGUGCGGGGGUGGGGGAGUAUCGAACAACCCCGCCAACGCACCCUCGCCUGAUACAGGCGCCCGGCUCACGUGUCACUUGCUGCUUCGUCUGUUUAAAACCGUCGAUACACCGCAACCCGGGCUGUACAGCGUGUCGACGUCGCCGGGGCCGGGCGGCGGCGCGGCGGGCGUGCGGCUGUCGUGCGACCGCCACCUGCUGGCCGCCGCGCACAAGAACAUCGGCGUCGGGCCCGUGCUCGCCACGCUCAAGGCCAUCCUCAUGGUUGGUGACUCAACUGCUCGAGACGGCGGAAAGCCAAGUGGCAAAAAAUCCAGUGAGCUGUCACACAUAUUAGGCACCAGCGAUACCGUCCCCUCAGACGCACAGCUGGACCUUAUGUCGAUGGUAGAUUCAGAGAUGAGUGGGGGCCAUAGAACUCCUAGGGGGAGUGGUGGCGUUGGCUCUACAUUACUAGACUCGUCCCAGUCACUUUCAUCUCUGGCGAGAAGGGUCCUUGCGGAAAUCUGCUCCGAGGAGUGGGUGCUGCAGAAGUGCUUACAGAAUCCAGAUGAGCUCUAUCAACCUGACAUGCUGCUCGAUUCUAUGCUCACUCCACGACAGGCUCAAAGGUUGUUACAUAUGAUAUGUUAUCCUGAUUCAGCCAGUCACACUCAUCCCGAUCUUGACCAGAAAACUAUGAUAACGCGCCUGUUGGAGAACCUGGAGCAGUGGUCGCUGCGCAUGUCGUGGCUGGACCUGCAGCUGAUGUUCAAGCAGUUCCCGAGCGGCUCGUCCGAGCUGAGCGCGUGGCUCGACACCGUGGCCCGCGCCGUCAUCAACGUCUUCCAACAGCCGGCGCCUCCCCCGCCGGAUAAGGACAGGACGGGCACGGACCGCGGCGUGGUGAGCACUAGCAAGUGGUCGGAGUCGGUGUGGCUGGUGGCGCCGCUCGUCGCCAAGCUGCCCGCCGCCGUGCAGGGACGAGUGCUCAAACAGGCCGGACAGAUUCUCGAAAGCGGUUGGGGUUCCGGUUGCAGCGGGAACUGUUCUGGUGGCGGAGGCGGAGGCGGCGGUUCACAUCGAGAUUGCAAGAGCCAUCAGAGUCCUAGCUAUAAAGGGUCGGCGGGCGGCGGCGGCGGCGGCAAGCGCGGCGUGGGCGGCGCGUGCGCGUGCGGCGGCGCGGCCGGCGUGCGCCUCGCCAACGAGCCGCUGCUCUCCCUCGUGCUCACCUGCCUGCGCCACCAGGACGACCAGAAGGAGAGCCUGCUGAGCUCGAUCCACGCGCAGCUGCAGCACUACCUGACGCACGCGCGCGAGCACGAGCGCGCCGCGUGCAGCGACACGUGGCAGGACGAGGUGGCGCCCGAGGCGCUGCAGCUGCGCUUCUCGCUGGCCGGCGGCAUGUUCGACGCCAUCCGCCGCUCCUACCAGCUCACCUCCGACUGGGCGCUGCUGCUCACGCAGCUGCUCGCGCAACAGCUCGUCGACGCCUACAGCAAUAGCAACCUGUUCACAACAUUGAUCGACAUGCUUGCCACUCUCAUACAUUCGACCCUCGCUGACGGAGGAGACGAUAACAACAGGAAGCACUAUCAGAACCUCAUGAAGAAACUCAAGAAGGAGAUCGGCGAUCGACAUGGGCCUUCGGUGCAGAGCGUUCGACAGCUGCUUCCAUUGUCUAAGAACACUAUUAUCGAGGUGAUAGCUUGUGAGCCACUGGGUUGCUUGGUGGACCAAAAGGGCAACAAAAUCUCCGGAUUUGAUAGCGACAAGAAACAGGGUCUUCGACUAACGGAUAAACAACGUGUGUCGAGUUGGGAGCUGGUGGAAGGCGGACGGAACCCUGCACCGCUCUCCUGGGCAUGGUUUGCUGCUACAAAAAUCGAACGAAAACCCCUAACAUAUGAAAAUGCUCACAGGUUAUUGAAGUACCACACGCACAGCCUGGUCAAACCAUUGAGUUACUAUUUAGAGUCACUGCCAUUGCCACCUGAAGAUUUGGAGACGAACGAAGGCAAACAGGAUACUGGCAGUUUGGACUCCAGUCCGACAGGAGCUGGGAAAGGACGUAAGAUGCCUUGCAAAAAUAAUAAGGCCAAGAAGCCAAAAGUUACAACACCAACGGGCGGCGGGGGAGCGGUGGGUGCGGUGGGCGCGGGCGGCGCGGCGGGCGCGGGCGGCGCGCCGGCCGGCCUGGCCGCGGCGCCGCAGCAGCAGCCGCAGUUCAUGCAGUCGCAGCAGCAGUGGUUCCCGCCGCCGGGCCCCACUUACUACAACCCACCGGCGGGCGUGAGCCCACGUGGAGUCUCACAACCAGCCAACACUCAGUCCAAACAGGCUCUCAGCAACAUGCUACGACAACGCGUGCCCUUCAACCAAAUGACUCAAAUGCAGAGCGCUGGAUAUCCAGGUGCGCCACACGCAAGAGGGCCAUUCCCACGGCAAGGCAUGAGACAGAUGCAACCAAAUCAAAUGAGUCAAAUGCAACCAAAUCAAAUGAACCCAAUGAGUGCUAUGGGCAACAUGGGUCCCAUGAGUCAAAUAGGUGGCGUUCAAAUGGGACCUGGACAAAUGGGCGCAGGUCAGAUGGGAAGCGGUCAAAUGGGUCAGGGACAGAUGGGCGGCGGUCAGAUGGGAACCGGACAGAUGCCCGGGAUGGGGGGACAAAUGUUCGGCGGACAAUACGGCGGUAUGCAGCAAGGAUAUGGUGGCUAUGGACAGCAGAUGAUGCAAGGUGGACAACAACAAAUGAUGAACCAGGGCAUGGGGCAGAGUGUAAAUCAAAUGGGUCAACAGGUAAAUCAGAUGGGGCAAGGAGUGAAUUCGAUUGGACAAAAUGUUGGACAAAUGAAUCAAGGUGUUGGACAAGGGGGACAGAUGCCACAAGGCAUGGGACAGAUGGGUCAAAGUAUGAGUCAAAUGGGACAGGCAAUUGGUCAGAUGGGACAAAUGGGACAAGGAGGAGGUAUGGGAACAAUGAAUAGUCAAGCGACAUCGAUGGGACCACAAGGAGGCAACGCCAUGGGUGGAUUCCCCGGGCAGCAAUCAUUCCAACAGAACAUGAUGAGUGGUAGAGCAAGUCAAGAAGCAUUCUUGGCUCAACAAAGGCAGAAUGCACGGCCUCAGUAUAUGCAGGCGCCGAACGUGACGAUGGGCGGCAUGGGCGGGCCGGCGCCGCCGUACCCGCGCGGCAUGCAGCCGGCGCAGGGCGCGCAGUACCAGCAGCAGCUCACGCCGCAGCUGCGCAUGCGCCAGCAGAUGCUCGCCAUGCAGCAGCAGCAGCAGGGCCCGCUCGUGCAGCACCUGCAGCGCCAGCAGUACCAGCCGCCCUACUAG